Corythoichthys intestinalis (scribbled pipefish) is the source of this 1468-nucleotide messenger RNA. It is a transcript of the gene tmem41aa, whose product is annotated as transmembrane protein 41aa. The record is from RefSeq and is a predicted model, not a curated record. NCBI's taxonomy places the organism in Eukaryota, Metazoa, Chordata, Actinopteri, Syngnathiformes, Syngnathidae. Bases 170 to 1027 code for a protein of 285 amino acids. The transcript is spliced from 5 exons.
CGCAAUAGUACAGGUCUAUUGACAAGUUAGAGCUCAAAGCUUCACUUCAUUUAGGACAGAUACAAAGGCUCCAAAGUGGAAGUGACAUAACAUCCUGUCGGUCACGUGACCCGGAUGUUUUAGCUUGCUUAACUAACGGGAACGUGAGUGCGGACUACAGAGUCCGAAUAUGCGCUCGUUCGUCGGACUUGCCUCCGUGGUCGUCGCUGCUACUGUCUACCUUUAUUUAGUAUCUCUGUACUUGCCUCCCGGACCGCCGAAACACAUUCAGACCGCUACCGAGACCCAACAUGCCGCCUCAGUCGAGGGGGUCGAAAUGUCCGCUGAGAACAGCGAGGACACUCGCAGCAGGUUGAAGUUUCCAUCCAACUUGGAGGAUUUGCGAGAGCUAUCCGAGCUUCUUCAAUUCUACAAGACUGAGCACACAGCCUACGUGCUGUUGCUGUUCUGCAGUGCUUACCUUUACAAGCAGUCCUUCGCCAUCCCUGGAUCCUCCUUCCUGAACAUCUUAGCGGGUGCCAUAUUUGGGCUCAGCCAAGGACUGCUGCUGGCUUGUGUGCUUACUACAGUGGGCUCCACCAUGUGCUACCUUCUGUCUCAGGCCUUUGGUAAACGCCACAUCGUCAACCUCUUCCCUGAAAAGGUGGCCAUGCUCCAGAGCAAGGUGGAGGACAACAAGGACUGCCUGUUCUUCUUCCUUCUUUUCUUGAGGUUCUUCCCCAUGACGCCCAACUGGUUCCUUAACAUGUCUGCGCCAGUCGUUAACAUCCCUGUUUCCUUCUUCUUCUGCUCAGUCUUUAUUGGUCUGCUGCCCUACAACUUCAUCUGCGUCCAGACGGGCGUCAUGCUGGCAGAGGUGUCGUCCCUGGACCAUCUGUUCUCGUGGCAGCGACUCGCCCAGCUUCUGGCCAUCGCGUGCACAGCUCUAUUGCCCGGCAUGCUAGUGCGCUGCUACAGCCAGCGGUGUCUCAAAGGGACCGAGACGCACGAGCACAAUGGAUUCACCGCAAAUAAGAAGGUCCAAUAAGUCACUGUAUGGAUUAUUUGGCCUACUGAUCACCCGAUGGCGUACGUGACGUAUCUAUACUCUUGAUAUACUGGACAUAUACAGUGUGAGGAAGUGUUCUAAAUGUCUACCUCACAUCAGUAUUGACACUCUCCUGCUUCAAUGAGCAGUUUUGUAUGUUUUUCCUCUUUUUGUGAAUGUACAGUAUUUCUCAAAGGCAACAGAAAGCCUUCAAAUUAUUCUUACUAUUACAUUCUAAAAGCCAAAUUCCAAGAGUUUUUUGAAUGCAUCCGUCACUAUACAGGUUGGGAGAAGUAGUAGCGUGGACAUAAAUUGUUCUCGCUGGAAUUCCCAGAAUGCCUUGUAGUGACCUUUUGUAAAAAGUUACGUUUAGUAAUCACGGUGUUCACUCGUCAUAUUUUUCAAAUUUUUAUUAAAUGUUUAUUUAUUUAUGCACCACAA